Messenger RNA from Tarenaya hassleriana, 1312 nucleotides. RefSeq names its product putative Myb family transcription factor At1g14600. The coding region runs from base 281 to 1072 and encodes 263 amino acids. The transcript is spliced from 6 exons. NCBI's taxonomy places the organism in Eukaryota, Viridiplantae, Streptophyta, Magnoliopsida, Brassicales, Cleomaceae. The record is from RefSeq and is a predicted model, not a curated record. Gene Ontology annotation, molecular function: DNA-binding transcription factor activity; DNA binding.
CAUUGUGUACAUAUAUACACAUGCAUAUAUGUACAUAUAUAUUGAUUCGUGGAGAAGCAUGUAUAUGUAAAAAAGAGACAAAAGGAAUAGAUGGAAAAAGGAGAGCCAUCUUUUGGAAAGGGCAAAAAGCAAAGCAGAAAAUUUUCUCGAAGGCGAAUCAUCUCUGCAUUCUUAUUCUUCACCAUCUUCCUUUGCAGACUUUGAAAAAAAAAAACUUUUUUGUUAUUAUUGAAGAAAACAGAAGCUUUUUGGUCGGAAAAUCAUCGUAUAUACACACAAGAUGGCUAGAUGUGGGAAGAGUACUAACGUUAACGGUAACGGAGUGAGACAGUACGUACGGUCGCCGGCGCCUCGCCUGAAAUGGACGCCGGAGCUUCACCGUUGCUUCGUUAACGCCGUUGAUUUGCUCGGCGGACAACACAUGAAUGAAACAGAAGCAACUCCGAAGCUUGUGCUUAGAAUGAUGGAUGUGAAGGGACUGACCAUUUCACACGUCAAGAGCCAUCUCCAGAUGUAUAGAGGGCCUAGACUCGCUUCGGGGAAACAAGAGGGGAAUUCUUCACUAAGGAGAAGACAAGACAGUGGCGAGGAACACGACGAUAUGUCUGUGCACACAAGGAAAGAUCGCCACUUGGCUCCUAAACCUUCUCUUUCUCAACAUCCAACUCCUAGGAGCAGAGGAAGAGCAGAGAAGAGGAUUAGCGUUUCGGCUUCAGAAGAAGAUGAUAAUGAGCUUCGCAUGAACAUGACAAUGCCCCAUUCCAUCAUAUUUCAUCCCCAUCUUCUCAAGGUUGAGGGCCCAGAAAAUGAGAAGAACAACUGGGAAAGUACCUGGCGGGAAGAUGAUGAUGAUGAUGAAGAAGAAGAAUGCUCAGACUGUGAGUUAUCUCUGUCGCUCUCAUUGAAUCAUCGUCUUCCAUCUUCACGAAGAAGCAACGGUUCAUCAGUCAGCGAAACCAGCGAAGCAGUUUCCUCUUGCUCCGCCCCCUUCUUCAAAGACUGCUCUGCUUCUUCUUCGGCUCAGCGUCGCAGUCUCGACUUAAAUCUCUCGAUUUCGCUCCUCGGUACCUGAAAUCGGUAUAGAUUAAGAUUAGUGCUAUAACAGUCAGAUAUCUUGGAACCCAAAUCGUGUUCGAUAGGAUUCUAGAUUUUCAGAGCGCGAAUUUGUGAUCGCGCGAGUCUUAAAUCUUUGUGGCAAACAAAACCAGAAAGAAGUAGAGGGCUAAACCAGUGAGAUGAUUGUAUUACAAUGGGAAGUAGCGUAAACGCGGAAAUUUUUCCAUGAAUAAACUGGGGAAACCAUUGGAAUGGC